AUGCACUACGCCCACUGCGCCGCCAACGACGGCUGCAAGCUCGCCUUCCAGUCCUCCCUGCCCCUCGCGGGCGCCGCCUCGGCCACGCAGUGCGUGCUCCUCAUGCACGGCUUCAGCGGCUCGAGCGACUACUUCCGCCGCAACUUCGACGCCCUCGCGGCGGCGGGCCUCUGGGUCGUCGCCCCCGACAUGCGCGGCCACGGCCGGUCCGACCGCACGCGGGGCGGGUACCACGUCGCGCGCCUCGCCGCCGACCUGCGCGACCUCAUCGCCGAGCUGCGCCGCGCCGCGCCCGGCGCGCGUUUCGUGCCCGUGGGCUGCUCCAUCGGCGCCGCCGUGCUGUGGACCUACGUCGAGCUGUUCGGCUGCGCCGACUUUGCCGGCCUCGUCUUCGUCGACCAGGCCCCGCUGCAGGACCGCUCGUCCUUUGACGGGUGGGACGAGAGCAGGGCGCACGCGGGGUGCUACGACGAGAAGACGACGCUCGCCGCCCAGCGGUUCUGGAUGGGCGACCCCGCCGCCGCCCACGUCGACCUCGUGGACGGGUGCCUGGGGUACCGGGCGAAGCCGGACCCGGCCGACGACGUCCCCGCCGAGAAGAGGCGCGAGGACGAGGCCUUCUUCACCGGCAUCAGCGCGCUGUGCGACCCGGCGUGGCUGGCGAGGCUGCUGGCGGACCACACGCGGUACGACCACCGCGAGGCCAUCGAGGCCAUCAGCGUGCCGACGCUCGUCAUGGCUGGCCGGCGGUCCGGGUGCUUCCCCCUCGAGGGCAUGCUCGAGACGGUCAGGCGGGUGGAGAAGGCCAGGCCCGGCCUGGCGAAGGCGUCCGUGUUCGAGUCCGGGCACUGGCUGUUCUACGAGCAGCCGGAGAGGUUCAACAGCGAGAUUGUCGAGUUUGUGGGCCAGUGCUCCAAGUGA
Molecule: messenger RNA, 921 nt
Organism: Colletotrichum navitas
Lineage: Eukaryota; Fungi; Ascomycota; Sordariomycetes; Glomerellales; Glomerellaceae
Product: Alpha/Beta hydrolase protein
Exons: 1
Coding region: 1-921 (306 amino acids)
Molecular function (GO): catalytic activity
Source: RefSeq, a predicted model, not a curated record